This is a messenger RNA of Sitodiplosis mosellana (orange wheat blossom midge), 7276 nucleotides long. It is a transcript of the gene alpha-Man-IIb, whose product is annotated as alpha-mannosidase 2. Gene Ontology annotation, biological process: protein deglycosylation; mannose metabolic process; N-glycan processing. Bases 1037 to 4477 code for a protein of 1146 amino acids. Gene Ontology annotation, cellular component: Golgi membrane. Gene Ontology annotation, molecular function: alpha-mannosidase activity; carbohydrate binding. The transcript is spliced from 6 exons. The record is from RefSeq and is a predicted model, not a curated record. Lineage: Eukaryota; Metazoa; Arthropoda; Insecta; Diptera; Cecidomyiidae.
GUCAUUCAUGUGAGCGGUACGGUAGAGUGAAGACAUAAAAAGAGAGGCGAAACACAUAGAGAGAAAAGUGAAGAGAGCGCACGAGUCAGACUGAUACACUGUGUGUUGUGUGUACAGAAACGUAAACAAUGUUUUCAUCUAUAAUCAUUCUGAAGCAGUGAGAAAGUUAGUCGCAUGUUGCCGUGACAUUACACGUACAUGCUUUGCGUUUCGGUGUAGUUGGGUGCAGCGCCACAUGCAGACAACAGUUUGGUUCUCCGAGAGAGAGCUGUGAGAGACAGAGCGAGAUAGUGAGAGAGAAUCAAAUCAUCUUUGGCAGUAAUAAGAAGCAAGCGGCGAGCAAACAAAAAUCACUGCGAACGUGUUUGAGAGCAUCACAAGUAAUCAGUCGUGUUGCAUUAGUCUUGGUGUGCGACGGUGUGUUUUCUGUCAAUUUUCCAAAUCGGUGACACACACAGUGUUUCUGCUUCUGCUGCUGCUGUUGCUGUUUUUUUUUUGUUAUAUUCUUGAGUAUCUGUGUUUUUUUCUUCGGUUUUGCUACGUGCAUUGUGUUUGGUUCAUGCAUUAAGUUCGGUGUAAAAUAAAAUCCCGUGCAGUAAAUGUGAAGAAAACUUACAAAAACUCGGUUCGAAAAGCAGCAAAAAUCCAAAUUCAAAUUGUUAGUUUUACUUCGAAAAAAAAAAUCGAGUGUUCAAUUCAGUGUGUAUGAGUGAAAUCUGCCGCCGACGACGACUGCAAGAUUUUUUUCUAUUCAACGAAUGCAAUUUUUCUAAACCAGUGACUUCGCACAUGAGAUAAAAUCGACAUUAGACAAAGUUCACAUAUUACGAAUCGUGAGAGAGCACAGUUCACAUCGAGUAAUUUGAAUUGUUCCACGACAAACUAGGAUGUGAAAGUGAAUCAAUCAGUCUCAUCAGUGUAGUUCUAUCGUAGUUUUGGUUUCAUCGAAAGCAUCCCGGAUCAAAUCGUGCACAUCGCAUCGUCAUUUCCAUUUUUGUUUUCGGAAAUUGAAACACAUUCCAACUAAACCAAAACGAUGACAUUCAAAGUACUGCGACGAGGUACACCGAAAUGUAUCGGAUUGUUGUCGCUGUUGGUCGUGGUCAUUGUUUGCUUGUAUUACAUUUCGAUUGGACAACAGUACAAUCCGAAAAAUUUGCUGAAACGACGGUCGGAGAGUGCUGCAUUGCUGGCAGAUAACAACAAUUUGGAAGAUGAUGGCGGACGAAAUGAUGCAAAGGAUACACAUUUCGACCAAGCAAAUGAUGUAGCGAACAAUCAACGGUGGAAAAAAUGCGUGGCAUUAAAAGAAUCCGAAUCAGAUAUAACAACUCAAGAGGAAUUUUAUAAAUUCGACUUUCAGCCAAAUUGGUUGCGAAACAAAGAAUUCUGGGAUAUGUCAUUUGAAACGCGAUAUGAAGCACUCAAGCGAAGCGAUCGACCAAAUCUGCGGGUUUUCAUCACACCAUUUUCUCAUAAUGAUCCCGGUUGGCUGAAAACAUUCUUGGGCUACUUCCAACAGGAUUCGCGGCAAAUUUUGAAUUUUGUCAUCGAUCGAAUGCAUGAGUACAAAGAUAUGACAUUCAUUUGGGCGGAAAUUAGCAUUUUACAAUUAUGGUGGGACCAAGCACAUCCAACGAAGCAACGGGCACUCAAGCAACUCAUCAAUUCCGGUCGAUUUGAAAUAGUGACUGGUGGAUGGGUAAUGACAGACGAAGCGAAUGUCCAUCUCUAUGCAAUGGUGGAUCAAUUGAUUGAAGGACAUCAAUGGCUAAAAGAUAACCUGAACUAUACACCAACAACUGGAUUUUCAAUCGAUCCAUUUGGUCAUGGCAGCACUCUACCGUAUUUGUUGGCCGCGAGUGAAUUCAAAGGCACCAUCAUUCAACGCAUACAUUAUGCUUGGAAACAAUUUUUGGCAAAGAACCAAUACGGUGACUUUCAUUGGCAACCAUAUUGGAAGAUGGAAAAUGCUCAUUCUCGUACACUUCUCACACACAAUAUGCCCUUUGACAUUUAUUCCAUUAAGCACUCAUGCGGGCCGCAUCCAUCGAUUUGCCUGAAUUUCGAUUUUCGUAAAGUUCCCGGUGAAUAUACGGAAUACUCAAUAAAGGCACAGUUUAUUACAGAGGACAAUGUCGAAGCCAAAGCCGAUUUAUUGUUGGAACAAUAUGCAAAGGCUGCUACGCUUUAUCCUCAUAAUGUUGCGUUUGUGCCACUCGGUGAUGAUUUUCGAUACAACCGUGAAAAUGAAGUCAGUCAGCAGUAUACGAAUUACAAACGUUUGAUCGACUACAUCAACGGUCAUCCCGAACGAUAUAACAAUACGAAAAUCUCAUUCGGUUUGCCGAAAGAUUAUUUUGAAGAAAUCAAUCGGCGGCAUCAGAAAUAUCCACACUUAAAAGGGGAUUUCUUUGUAUACUCAGACAUUUUUACGGAAGGAAAGCCAGCCUACUGGAGUGGCUACUUCACAACGCGACCCAUGUACAAAUUGCUGAGCCGUGAAUUAGAGCACAAUCUGCGAUGUGCUGAAAUUCUAUUCACUGUUGCACUUAAUCAUGCACGACAACACCAUAAUUCGAAUGCAUUACGCAUUUACGAGAAAAACUAUGAGAAAAUGAUAAUAGCACGUCGAAAUCUGGGCUUAUUCCAACACCAUGAUGCCAUUACGGGUACAUCGAAAGCGUUGGUCAUGCGAGAUUAUGGUUCACGACUUUUUGAUAGUAUUCGUGAUACGGUUCAAUUGCAAGAGACCACCAUUGAAAUGCUGAUGCAGAGCCGACCAUCGUCCGACAAAUAUCACAUUAUUGUCAGUGAACUGGAACGAGACAGUUUUAAUAAACUGCCAAAGAAAACGCCAAUCGUUGUGCAUCAGCAUAAACCCAUUGAAGUGGUACUGUUCAACGCACUGGCACAAGACCGGCUUGAAUUGAUUGCGUUACGCACACGUACACCAAAUGUAAAAGUGUUGGACAAUAACGGCAAUGAAGUAAAAAUUCAAAUAAAUCCGGUGUGGAAUCUCACCGAUAGCUCAGACAAUCUACAAACGGUCAACGUACUCCGAGCGUCGAAUAGUUUGUUCGAAGUGAUUUUUGUGACAAAUCUUCCUCCAUUAGCACUAGUUACAUAUACCGUCAAGUAUUCGGAGAAGAGAGACUCAUUGGCAACCGUUUACUGCAAUGAAUGCAAGGAGAGCAAUACGGUGGAUCGAAGUGGCGAUGUGUUUGAUGUUAAGGUACGAAAGGCGGGUGAUAUUCAAUUGGAAAAUGCUCAAAUGCGACUACUUUUUGACGGAGUCAGCGGUUUCUUAAAGACAAUAACACCGAAAAAUCAUCGCAAAACCGUUCAAUGCGCUGUGAAAUUUGCCGCAUACCGCAGUGCACAAUUCCAUUCGGGCGCGUAUUUGUUCAAACCGGAUCGAGAGGAGAAGGACAGCGAGAAGGAUGUACUGGAGCAAUAUACGGGGAAUCAAUUGAUUUUCAUUACAUCGGGUGUGAUAUCAAGUGAUGUCACGGUUAUUUAUGGCAACUUAUUGGCACACACCAUUCGCAUUUUCAACAGUGGCACUGCAUUGGAUAAUGCCAUUUACAUUGAGAAUGAUAUCAAUUUCGAAGCACCGCCGAAGAACCGGGAAACUGAACUGUUUAUGCGAUUCGUAACGAGCAUCGAUAAUGGCGUUCGGUCGGUGAUGUACAGCGACCAGAGUGGAUUCCAAUAUCAUCGCCGUGAAAAGGUUCAGAGCUUAGGCAUUGAAGCCUCGUAUUACCCAAUUACACAAGGUGCUUUCAUUCAAGACAAUGAACUUCGAUUGACACUGUUGACAAAUCAUGCUCAAGGUGCGGCCAGCCUUGAGCCCGGCUACUUGGAAGUAAUGUUGGAUCGACGAACACUCUAUGACGACUAUCGUGGAAUGGGCGAAGGCGUUGUUGACAGCCAACUGACGCAACAACGCUACUGGAUUGUACUGGAGCAAAUGGUCGAAGGGACCAAUGACGAUAUGAACAAUGUUCCACCCACUCCGAAUCGUGACUACGAAACGCCAAGCCAUUUUGUCAAUCGUUUAUCCAACGUUUUGAACUAUCCGGUGAAUUUGUUCUUCGUAGAGAAUCAAGAAGAUACCACUCGAAUCGAACUACACAAGCAUGUUCCAUUGGUCAAAAUGCAUUUCCCAUGCGAUGUGCAUUUGGCAACACUGCGAACACAAACCGAACGUGAUUUGCCGUUAUUCCCAGCGCAACGAGCGUUACUGGUUGUUCAGCGGCAGGCAGCCUCGUGCAAAGUUCGAGUGGUCGGCAAUCUCUGUCCCAACGAACAUGGUUUCAACGCUCAUGGCUUAGAUGUAUUCCAUAACAUUGCAUUAGAUCGUGUUUAUCAGACAUCGCUGACUGGCGUCUAUCAACACAAUCGAAUCAAUCAAUUCAAUAGCGUUUAUAUCGAACCAAUGGAUAUGGCAACAUUCAAUUUGACUUUCGUUUAAAAAACAAACAAAAAACCUCCGAUCCGUAUGAAGAGCUAAUUUAUUUCGCAUAGAUUUUAGUGCAAUAUUAUUACCAGUAUUAAUUUUAAGUCCCUUUAGUUUUUUUUAUUCGAUUAUCGUUUAUGUUUUCGACCGUUUUUUUUUUUUUUUUGUUUGUGCAAAAUGUCAAUUGUUUGUGUAUAAAGUAAGGUAAUUUUGUGAUUUCGAAUGAUGCAGAAAUAGGAAUAAUUUGUUUCUUGAAACAUGCGAUAUAUAGAAUGGAAUGGUAUAGAUUCAAACGGCUUAAGUGGAAAUGAACUGAAUGGACCUAUUUGAUCAACAAAUUACAAACUUAAAUCGAACCACUUAAUAUAAUUUUUUCAUAAAAGUGAUGGUAGCAAAAGUGACAGCUGAACCAAAUAUUAAAAUACUUUUUUUUGGGAAAAAAUCAUUUCCAUUAAAUCUUACCAUUUAAAAAUCGGAUGAAUACUGAAUAAAAUCACUAUGACAGCAUUUAUUCAACCGUGUUACAACAUAAACCAAAAAAAUCCAUUCAAUAAAUGAAACCCCAUAACAAACCCUCCCCAUGAAUAGAGAAAUAGAAUUUCUAAGUACAAAACAAAUGAUAGAAACAGAAAUACACUUUUUCAAAGCCAAGAAUGCUAAUCAUUUACCGAAUAUCGCCCCGUAUGUGUAUAUAGCUGCAACACCUUGUGAUUAAGUUUUGUUAGAAUGAAAAUCAAGGCUGAACAACGCAAUUAUUUCGAAAUAUAUUUUUCUAAACAUUUUAAAUGUUUUGAAACUUUGUCGAUAUUAUACAAAUACCUAGGGGGAAAAAUCAUUUUUUUCAUCUUUUAUAUCCGCACGCAUCAAGUAAUAACUUAGAAAUUCAAUGGUAUGCAUGUAAAUCCGAAAUAUCCAUGUAUAUUCAACAAUAUUCAUCGUGAACGACGAAUGAAUAUUACUGAAUAUACAUAGAUAUGUCAAAUUUACGUGUAUAUGAAUGAAAAAUAAAAUUAAUAGUGAAUCAAUCCUUCAACCUUAAAUUUGAUUGAUUUUGGUAGAUAACGGUGAAUAUUGGAACAUUUUUUGUCAUUACAGUCUAAUGAAUAUUAUUAAAUAUACAUAGAUAUUUGAGAUUGACGUGCAUACCAGUAAAUUUGUGCAGAUUGUAUCGUCAAAAAUGUUCCAAUAUUCAUCGUUAUCCACCAAAAACCUUCAAAAUUGGUUCAAAUUUUCGGUUGAAGGUUUGAUUCACUAUUAUUUUUAUUUUUUCAGAGUUAUUUGCGUUCUGCAAAAUCGCGUGAAGCCCCUAGACAAAUACUUUUUGACGGUGCUAUUUUCUUUGGCGAUAUUUUUUUCACUUCAUGUUAAUGAAAAAAAAUUUACAAAAAUCUAGUAUGAAUACUGUAUCAGUCAAAAAUCAUUUAAUGAUAUUUUAUUUUAACUUUUCUUAUUCUGAAUCAGAAUUUCUGAUAAAAAUACGUAUGCUGUUAAUUCACGCUAACGUUUUCGGAAACCGUGUUUCCAUCAUCAGGCGAGUUGAACGAAAACACAAACACUGAUCGAUGUAUUCCAUCAACAUCAUACCGUUCACAACAAAUGAAAUUUUAAUCAUUUAAUUCGUUUUGUUAUCGUGCAGUAAAUUUACCUUUGAGUGGUAAAAUUAUCAAAAGGAGGUUGAUAAAUUGUAUGAAAUAGCCGACGUGAAUGGCUUCAGUGGAAAAAUUGUCAACACACUGUUGAAAAAACAUAAAGAAAAGAAAGAAUUGAAUGAUUUAAGAACUUUGGGAAAUUCAAUCAAUAACGUGGAUUUUUUUUAAAUGGAAAAUGAAAAACUUAAUCUGAUUUGAAGAAAAAUUUGAUUUAAAAUUUAGCGAAAAAUGGGAUUCAAUUUACUUUGGAAAAAAUUCUCUUUUUUUGGUCAAAAAAAUUUAUUCAAUUGAAUAAACAAAUUAAAUUUUAAAUUCAAAAUUAUUUUAUUGCUUUAAAUUUCACUUUUAUAUUGCAAAAUAUAUCAUGUGAAUUCAUAAUUUUUUGGUCAAUUAUAGUUUUAAAUUCGAUUUAUUAAUUUAAACGAUUUAAAUUGGUUGAAGAAAAAAUGUUUCGAAAUAAUUUGUCAGCCUUGAUGAUAUGUGAAGAAAAUAAUAAUUUUUAGUGCAAAACUACCUAAUCACCAGAAAUAAAAAUUAGGUUUUAUUUUUUAAACAAAAUUAUUUUAGAAAAAACCGAACAUCGAAAGUUAGUUUGAAUUGGGCAUCAAAUCAAAUAACGAACAAAGAUAUUUGAUGGAUUAAAAGGCUCUCGGAAAUCGCCUAUGUUGUUUUUGCCAAAAACGUCAAUGUCAUUAGCAGCAUUGACGUUCCACUGACUUAAAAGCAUUUAAAUGUCAAUUGCUUUAACGUUCUAGCCACAAAUUUCCGAGAGCCUUUGAUUGAAAGGCCAAUUUGACGAAUUAAAGUUCAUUUGACGAAUGUUAUUCAUUGAAUGUGAACGAUAGAGCGAGACAUGAUAACCAUCCGUCUGUGAAUAUUGUCAAGAGAGAAUAUUUGAACAGAUACAGAAUCGAUAGGUGUAAUAUGGCUUUAAUCCCAAAAGUAUUCAUCUGAUUGUUUUAACAAUGAUUUAAGUGAAUAUUGUAGAUAAAAAAGAAUCUCAAUAGAGAAGGAGAAUAAUGAUGAAUUUUUUUUUUCUUCUGUGUAUUUAUGAAUUUCGAGUGGUACGUCGAUUAGACGUAAUAAAUGAAUGAUGUAUUUAUUUUUAUUUUACCGGGAAUUUGAUAAUAAAGAAUGAUCACCGUGAUGUGAUUCCUUUAGAGUA